Molecule: messenger RNA, 948 nt
Organism: Staurois parvus
Lineage: Eukaryota; Metazoa; Chordata; Amphibia; Anura; Ranidae
Source: the annotation of a GenBank genome assembly
GAGGUCACAUCACAGGAGCCUCACAUGGCUCAAGUGUUAACGCUGCACAUGAAUGAAAGACAAGUCACGGAUGUGCAUGAAGCAGGUUAUGAAGAGUCUGGUGUGCCAGAGGCAGGCUAUGAAGGAACAGUGCAGCAAAUCACUAUUAAUACAGCCUUUACCACUGCAGAGUACAGCCUUGUAAAUGCAGAGAACAUUCAAGCACCAUUGUGCAGCAAUAAUGAUGCCCUUUCUAGAUCUUCACAAACACAACUAACCAACAGUGGAAAGGAUAGGAAUACCCUCCAGAUCCUGAACAAGCCACCACAGCCACAAGUCACUGAAAAUCAGGCUCAAGCUCCAGCAAAGAAGUUCUCUUGCAAAAUUUGCAAUUCUGCCUUCUGGGGCCGAGCAGAAAUGGAGACUCACAAAAAAGCGCACAUUGAAGGGCGCAGCGGGUUCAGAUGCCCAGACUGCGGUUUCACUGCAGACGACUGGUCUGAGGUCAGGGAUCACAUGUCUGUACACUCCGACCUCCGGCCUCACCGCUGCAAUCAGUGCAGUUUUGCCUCCAAAAAUAAGAAAGAUCUAAGCCGACAUGAAAUGACUCACACUAACCACAGGCCCCAUUCUUGUCAUGUGUGUGGACAGAGGUUUUCUAGAAAGGGUCACUUAAAAUUCCACAUACAGAGGCUGCACACGGGAGCCAGCUUGGAGCAGCCCGAAAAAGCAGAGCAUACAUCUACCUCGGUCGUAGAUGAAGAGCACAUUAUAUUCCUAACCCAGGAGGAAACCAUGAGCAGUCAGGAAGACACAGCUUAUAUUCAGGAAAUUACAACUGCCGAUGGACAGACUCUUCAGCAGUUGGUCACAGCAGACAGCCAGGUGCAGUAUAUUAUAUCACAGGAAGGUGUUCCUCAUCUGAUUCCCCAGGAGUAUGUUGUGCUCCCAGAAGGCCACCAUAUUCAG